GCUUUUUUUUAUUGUACUAUUUGGGUCUAUGUGCUUGUUUGAUUGCAGAACUUCUGGUCAACAGCGGAGUGACUGUCACGCACAGUUAUACUGUUAUACGGCAUUACUCUUUGCGAAAUUAUCUAGGUAUCAGCUAUGUUUUUGCUUGAGACAGAGUCGGUGUACUGCAAGAGUAACCUAUUUGAAAGCGGAUUUGCGGUAAAUGGAGGUCUGGAUGGUUCCGGACAAUCUCCAGCGCAUCUAGCGGCGUGCGGAGGGCAGGCUUUUUGCUUGCUUUGGCUCCUGCAGACCGGUGCUGAUGCAAACCAGCAGGACGCGAGUGGAGAGACACCCAUGCAUAAAGCAGCCAGGGCGGGCAGUUUGCAGUGCAUCAGUGUGCUGAUGGCAAGCGAUGCACAUUUCGACAUUUGCAACAAUGGUGGGCAGACGGCAGAAGAUAUUGCGUGGUCAUAUGGCUUUGAGGAGUGUGGGAAGUUUCUGAACAUGCAUCGUAGAACACAAGACCUAAAGAACGCUUCUUUAUCAUCUCUCUCUGAACGACACAUACUGAACGGCACUCUCACUGGACAGAAGAGAGGCAGCGCAAGCUCUAGUGCUCAAGACGGGAAGAAAGCACGAGACUGGUGAUGAACGUUCUCGUGGAGAGAGGGAAUUUUGAAGUAUCAUAUGGGUUGUUUGACCAUUACUGGAGUGAAUGGUGAACAGAAGCAUUGGUAUGUCAUCAAGAGUCUGAAUUCCCAGUGGACACUUGGUGCCUAUACUGUAACCUCAGCAGUCAAGAUGAACUGACACGGUUAUAGGGUCAGUGAUUUUGAAGUCUCAAGUACAAGAGACUUAUUGACUUACACUGGUACCGUAAAACUGUUCAGAGCAGUGCUUCAUACGUAUACCAGCCAACAAUGAAGGAAAUCAGAGAGAGUUGUCUUAAAAGGGUGAGACAUUUGGGUUUUUCACUGGAAAAAGUGCAACAUUUAACUUGAACCACAUGUGUGUUGUGAACCAAUCAUGUAAAAACCCAGAGGGCACUGAAAUGCUUUGAAAGUUUAACAACGGUUUAGAAAUAUGUGGAUGCAGACAGCUGACUUGCUGCCAGGUUUGGCUAAUCAAGACAUUCUUAAUAAGGCAAGGUUUAAAUCACAGGAAACAUUUUGUUUUAGGAAGAUAUUUUAACUGCUGUUUCUUUUUAUUUAUUAGCAAGGAGCCUUAUCUUAUUCGAUUUGCAGCCUGACUGAAAAUCAAGUAACCUUUAGCGUGACUGAAAACGGAUGUUAAAAUACACAAGGACAUUUAAAACAUUGUAAGGACAAUAAGCAAUAAAGCACUUUGUCCGUUUGCACUCCUUGAAACAAUGAGACUUCCUGUGUAUCCAUGAACUUGGAGUAUGAAUAAAAGUGAAUAAGUGUCA
Messenger RNA from Puntigrus tetrazona (Sumatra barb), 1405 nucleotides. RefSeq names its product ankyrin repeat domain 37 (gene ankrd37). Gene Ontology annotation, molecular function: protein binding. The record is from RefSeq and is a predicted model, not a curated record. The coding region runs from base 136 to 627 and encodes 163 amino acids. The transcript is spliced from 4 exons. NCBI's taxonomy places the organism in Eukaryota, Metazoa, Chordata, Actinopteri, Cypriniformes, Cyprinidae.